Rasamsonia emersonii CBS 393.64 is the source of this 1446-nucleotide messenger RNA. Its product is annotated as DUF1479 domain protein. NCBI's taxonomy places the organism in Eukaryota, Fungi, Ascomycota, Eurotiomycetes, Eurotiales, Trichocomaceae. The transcript is spliced from 2 exons. The record is from RefSeq and is a predicted model, not a curated record. Bases 1 to 1446 code for a protein of 481 amino acids.
AUGGCGAUGUCGAGAUUGCUCUCAAAAUCAACCCUUCGCAACGUCACAACGGCAGCGGCGUCGUCGUCGACAUCUCAGAUGACCAAGGCAGCCGGUGAUAUCUCGUCCGUGUUCCCCAGUUUGAGACCGGACUACAAACCGGAGCCAUUGCCGCCGCGAUUUCAGGACUUGAAAUGGGCUCUGUUUAAAAGACAUGAGGAGCCCCUUAAACAAAGUUGGAAGAGGCUGCUCCGCAGCUUGGAGGAGGAAGUGGAGAAGAUCAGACAGCGAGGAAGCAGUAUAAUCCCGUCUGUCACGUAUUCAGAUAUUGUCUCCGGGAAAAUAUCAGAGCAAACUAAGGCUGAAAUCCGCCAACGCGGUACAGUGGUGAUACGCAAUGUUAUCCCCCGGUCUACUGCUCUGGAGUGGAAGGAAAAGGCGAAAGAAUAUAUUGCUGCGAACAAGGACCGCGUGAAGGCCUUCCCGCCAGACUCGCCGGCUGUCUAUGAGCUCUACUGGACACCCUCUCAGGCCGAAGCUCGCGCGCACCCGAACAUGCUCGAGACGCAGUGUUUCCUUCAGCGCUUGUGGCACUCAUCCGACCCCGAAACGGAACUGUCGGUCUCGCACCCUCUGACAUAUGCCGAUCGGCUGAGGAUCAGACAACCGGGUGACGCGAAAUUCACCUUGGGGCCGCACAUGGAUGGUGGGUCGCUGGAGAGAUGGGAGGACCCCGAAUACUCCCGUGUCUACACCAAGAUCCUGGAAGGGAACUGGGAAGAAUAUGACCCCUAUGAUGCCAAGCACAGAGUCAAGGCAAAGAUGGACUUGUACAAUGGAGCUGGAGCGUGCUCCAUGUUGAGGUUCUUCCAAGGCUGGCUAUCGAUGUCUGACACAGGUCCCGGAGAAGGGACCCUGCACGUCUGCCCUAUGCUAAAACACAGCACGGCCUACACCAUCCUGCGGCCUUUCUUCGAUGUCGACACGUCCCUCCCAAAGCUGGACGCUACCUUCCCCGGCUCUGUCCCGGGAGCCUGUCAGGAAUACAAUCCAGUGAUACAUCCCCAUCUGGAGCUCUUGACGACCAUGGUAUCUGCUCCUCGCGUUGAGCCCGGAGACUAUGUAGCAUGGCAUUGCGACUCGUUGCACUCUGUGGACAAAGAGCACCGGGGAACUGGGGAUUCAAGUGUCCUCUACAUCCCUGCGACUCCUUUGUGCGAGAUGAACGUUGAAUACCUUGUCAGGCAACGCGAGGCAGCACUCAGAUAUUCUCCUCCGCCGGAUUUCCCGGGUGCUGGAGGCCCAGGAGAGAUCGGAUUCAAGGGCGCUGUCGACUGGUCUUCGUUGGAUCCCGACGGCCUUCAGGCGAUGGGUAUGGGCACACGACCCUGGUCGACCACAGAGGACAUGAGCGAGGGAGAAAAACGAGCCAUCAGUCUGGGCAACAAAAUCUGUUUUGGAGUCUGA